AUGACGCUUUUCAAUCCUACCUCGAUCCUUGUGGGAUUCCUCCUGCUGUACCUCUCGUCCUUUUUCAUAUUCGCUAUCGUCCGGAUCGCGACGGGAAUCUCCAUUCAACGGAUCGGCUACUUUUCGCUGCGCCGGAUCGCAUACGCCCCGAAGGAAGGUCUACAUAUUGAAAUCCGUGGCCUUGGUUUCUCAUUACAUCCUCCGUCAUUCGCCCAGCCAACAUGGAUCAGCAUCCGGUUGACGGAGUUGAAGAUUACCGUGGACUCGACAACACUGGGACAAGGCAAACGUGAAACACCCCUUGGAACAUCAGACUCGCCCGAGCCCGCUAGCAACUCCGAAGAACGCACCGCGCCCGAGCCUGGAAGAAGUAAAACAUGGAAGACCUUGACCCGGAUGAAAGAACAGCUCAAGAGGCUCCACCGUCAGAUCAGUUGGUUAGCUUUGGUAGAUGUGACCGCCGUCAACACCGCCGUCCACUUCGUCAAUGCCGGACAGAUUCAGGUCGGAUCGCUCUCCCUCUCCGUCGACACUCGAAGUAAAAUGGUGGAGCGAGGCAAGCUAUUUCGUCGCAAGAAGGACAUGUCACAAGAUCAACGGCCGGUGGAAUGGAUUAUGAACGUUCAAAAUGUUUUGCUCAAUGUCGACGGCCGGGAACCCAUCGAAAUACUCGACAACGUCGGCGUGAAUCUCCAUGGACUUCUCCACAAGGACUUGGAUGGACUGAGAGACGCCUCGGUGGCUCUCAAGAUUGGGCGUAUGCAUAUUUCAUACGACGAUAUUCGUCUCAUGCUGCAGCGCAUGAAGCCAGACCAGAAGUCCAACAAAGGACCAGCGACCACCGAAACCGACGACAAAAUAUCAUUUGCCGACUUUGUGGAAGAGCUCGAUAAGCCUGGGAGCAGAGACAAUGUCCUGGUUCAGACUGUGGCGGACUCAAAAGAGUUUGCAAGCUCUUUACUCCGUGGCAUCCAGGAAAUCCAGAUCGCCCUUAGUUUCUUCCGCGUCUCACGGAGCAUGCAGUCUCUCUCAGCCGGACAAACUCCUGUGUACCUCAACGUGGUAUCCCACGAGCUUGGAAUUGAUCUCCAUCGUAUGGACCAGAAGAGCCCGGAACAUCGCAUGUAUUUCCAGCGAAAUGAUGUUGCUCACCAGGCUCUCCUUGCUGCUAUCUCUCUUUCAGUCAGCUUAGACGACGAAUCGGGCGAAACAGACAACAUUCUGUAUGUCCCCAUGGCCACGACAACCAUAAAAACAACACUGCCCUCCAAAACAGUGAGCGCAUUUGACGAUGAAAACGCCGAAGAGCGAAACACCAAUGUUCUCUUCGCAAAUCUGGUCGUAACUUCGCCCUCCGUCGAUCUCCUACCGCAGCACGUUUCCAGGCUUCUCAAACUGGCACAGGCCCGCGCGUCAUCCCCACGAGGGAAGAAACGAGACAAUCAUCAUUUGAUCUCACGGUUGCUCCCCAAGGCCAGCAUCAAGUUGUCGGUUCACGAACCUGUGGUCCGGUUUGUUCUUCCAAUCGAGAAAGAGUCUGGUCCUCCCGAUGAAUACAACCUGCUCAUCUCCUCCAUCUCCUCCAUAUCGCUUGACAUCGAAUCCUCCCAUUCAUCUGAAGGUGGCGCUCAUUACUCUCUUUCCUCCGUCUACCGAGUCGCCUCCCACAAGUUUUAUUACCAGACCCCUGCGGGUGACAAGCAUAAUCUACUGACAAACGAAAGUUUGGAACUGAAGGCUCAUCUGAAUGCUACCCCGGAGGUCUGUGUUAUCGCUUCGGGAAGUCUAAACGAGUGUUCAGUCCACAUGAUCAACGGAGAGGUCAACCGUGGAAUCCGUGAGGUCUUGCAGCAGUUCAUCAUGCAGAUGCAAUCGUCUAAGCGGACACCAAUGCCAGGAAUAGAGCGCAAACCAAGUAUCUUGAGGCGAGUGCCUCGAUGGUUGAUCCAAUUCCAGUUUGAAGCCACAGGGACUAGUGUGGAAAUCGCUGGCGUGGAUAACACUGUUUCCGAUAUCUCGCGGGGUGUCUCUCUACAACUUCAAUCCUGGACCGCAGAAUACAAGGCCCAGAAGACAGAAACAAAUGUCGGCAGCAUCGCGAGACGACGUACUCCCAGCCAUUCUACCAUUGGUGACGAAUCGCCCUUUCGUUUCCCUCCGACCUCUCCCCCCAAGGCCACACACAACCAACGAGGCGCCACCGAUGGAAGGCGCUUGGCACUUCAUGCACGUGGCUUUGACGGCUUCGUCAUCGAGUCGGAAGAUUACCUGGAGCCAGAACCAUUCUUCUCGUUGCCUCGAUUCGAGAUUGCUAUGAGUACAAACAGCGAUCGCAUGGGCCCACUCGUACAUUUCACGUCAGUGUUCAAGGGAAUCUAUCUACAAUACUCAUUGUAUCGGUUUUACUGUCUUGGUGUCGCAGUGUCAGUCGUUCAAGAUGUGCUCACACCGCUGCCGGAUAAAUUCCCAGAGUCUGCGCAGGAGAAAUCCAGAAAAGCACCGAGCGUCUCUUUGCCGCCUGCUCCGGCGCAUAAAUGGUCACCAAAGAAAGAGUUGUUCACUUAUGACCUGAAAGCAACAGUCGUCCAGCUCAAGGCGAACCUACCAAAUGAUCCUCAAAUAAUGAUACAAGUCUAUGGGCUCGGGGCUGCUUCUCAACGUCUUUCCACACCCUAUGUGAAAGCUAACCUUGUUCGCAUGCAUGCCGAGGCACCUAAACUCAAGGGCGUUUGGGCUCGAAUUGGAAGUAUGAACAAUGUCAGAUUGAACUUCCGAUCCAUGAAGAAGAAACAGGGAAAUGUCUUGGUGGAUGAAAAAUCCAUUGAUAUAUGCACAGACUUCAUUCGAGUUGGUGUGCCUCAUCAUAUGGUGAUGCAUCGCAUCUUCGACAACCUGAUCAACACUUCGAAGGCUUUCAAACAGCUUAGCCAUCGUUUCAAGAAUAGAUGCAGAGACUUCGACUCCAAGAGAGAGCAAGAAGGAAUGAAGAAGGUUCCAAGGAUAUCCGUUCGCAGCAAAGCCCUUCUCUUUGAGCUCGAAGACGAUGGGUUUGAAUGGAAGUUGGGUUGCAUCUAUCGGGUUGGUCUGAUCGAGCAGGCUCAACGGCUGGCCCGGGAGGAUGCAUUUGAAUUAAAAACCCACAAGGUCAAGGAAUCAGACCAGCGGCGUGCUACAUCCCGACUACGAGCCAAGUCAAGCCACCGAACAUUGCGCAGUGAACGUACUAGCCAAGAUACAAGACGAAGUCGAAGUGCCGAUCCACCUGCGAAACCAAGCACCCAGGAACGCGGAAGAGGUCGCAAAUACCGCUAUGACACUGAAGGUGCGACCUGCCUUUCAUCAGAGCAAAAAAUCUCCGCAGACGCUGCCUGGAGUCGUCUUCAACAAUACAACGCCCAAGUGUGGAAGGAGAAGAUCGAUGCAGCACUCAAGUUCCAGGGAACUUCCAUCAAGGAAGUAAGAGAGUUGUUCUCUGGUGCAGACGAGCCCCCGGCAGAUGUGAAGGAAACCGAGACCAUUCUUGCAAUUCCAAACAGACCGGGUUUGAUGUCAGCUCUGAUAAGUGAUGUCAACCUUGUCAUUGACAAGCCCACAUUUGACAUUGCUGAACUUCCCGAAUACCUGAAUAGAAUUGGCAAAGGAAUGCCGUUCGACAUGGAAUAUGGGCUGCUUCUUCCAAUGAGUUUCAAUCUUGAAAUGGGCGAAGCCCGCGUAAACCUGAGAGAUUAUCCUCUGGAUUUGUUGCAUAUCCCGGCUCUGCGCCCAGGUCAAUCACCAAGGCUCCCUAGUUGGUCCUUGCGGACAAAUUUCGUCAUCGCCGAAGAAUGGCGGGACAAUGAAUCUGCUAGGCAAGUCGAAGUUGAACUUGUCCCUGCGGCCGAGGGGCCGGAUGGAUCCCCUCGCGAACCUUACAAGAUUCCUGUUUGGCGAUCUGUCACGCCGGUCAAGACUUACUCCGACCCAGUCAUUGAGAUCAAUACCAGUUUGCCUACUAGCAUAUCAUGGGGUGUCUCAUACCAGCCGGUCAUUCAAGAUAUGAUGAAGAUCAUCGAAGGCUUCACCAAACCUGAGAUCGACCCCUCUGAGCGGGUUGGCUUCUGGGACAAGAUCCGAUUGAGUUUCCAUUCCCGAAUCAAAGUUCUAUGGAAGGAAGAUGGCGAUGUUCAUCUGCGCCUCAAGGGGUCCCGUGAUCCAUAUGUGGUGACUGGCUUUGGCAGUGGAUUCGUCAUGUGCUGGCGCAGAGAUGUCAAAUGGGAAAUCCAUACCAGUGACAACCCCAUGGAGUUCAUGAGUGUCACAAGUGGAGAGUACGUGCUCGCUAUUCCUGACUACAGCGCCGAAGCAAGAUGGGCAAAUGAAGCCACCACUGAGGAGCUAGAAAACAGUUCAACCUCUAGUGAGCAGAAGAACGCUGCCCACUUCAAAAAAGUUGUUAUGAAGCUGUCUGGCGAUGUCAAAUGGGCAGCAGGGCUGGUCUUUGAGCGAGAGAUGGACAAUGACUCCCGAUCCUUCCACUUCAAGCCUCAUCAUGAGGUCGUUCUGAAGAACCCCAAAUACGUUGACCCAGCUAAGCGUGCCAGCUACGAUGCUUAUGCAGGGUUCCGAAGUGACCACAUUCACCUGUCUGUUUCGAUCAUUGCGCCACAGAGCAGAAAUUGGUCUGUUGAUAGCGUUCAGCCAUCCUCCAGCUACAACACAGUCCAUCUCACACCUCGCUUCUUUACCCAUUUCUUCAACUGGUGGUCUCUUUUCUCAGGUGUGAUGUCCCUUCCUGUUCGCCAAGGACCCCUCUGGCCGGGUAUCACCAAGACCAACAAAAAGUUCAAUCGGCACUUGGCUACUGUCAAGUACAAAAUUCUACUUGCGCCUCUCUUCAUUGCCCAUAUUUACAAGCACAAGGACCGCGAAGACUACGCAGAAGAUUGUGUCACGGCAACAGGUAUCAAAGUACGCUUGGAUUGCUUGAAGCUUGAUAUCCACCAGCGCCGCGAGCAGAUCAAAACACAAGCGCGAGGUCGCUCAAAGCAAACCAGGACAAGUGCGAUGCGCAUUAAUCAAGCCCAAAUUGAUAUGCAGUCUGCCGACUUCCGCGCUGUCUCCGCCAGUAUUGAAGGUACAAGCGCGGAGGAUGUUGAACGCACCAAGGACGACAUAAUCUCUUCCUUCCAGCAGCCCUUGCCGUCUGUGGAUUUGUCUAGAUUUACCAUCCCUGAUCAUAACUUGGACUGGGUUGAUAUGGAUGACUUUGUGGAGCCGGACUGGAUCCUGCCACAAGAGUCCAAUCCUCGAACCCAGAUCCUACCUCUCGCCUUUACACCACGCUUCACCUAUUUCCGCAACACAGAUCAUUGCGAUGUGGGACCGGACGAAACAGGGUACAGUAAGUUUGGCGAUGAGCCCACUCACGAGUGCGUCAUGUCCGAGACAAACGAUCCUCGCCGAGUGCAGUGUGAAUUGGUCAAAGACCGCCUUGCGACAGUCGAGGCUCAAAUUCGCGAUUAUGAACGUACUAUUGGAGAACAGGAACUCAAGCUUACAAGAGAGGUCGAUCCCGAGGCCCAAUUAAAGGCUGAGCAUGAGGUCUUCCUCCGACAGUCUGAAUCACUUGCAAGACGACAACAUUUCUUGAUUAAUACUCUCAAUCGCCUUGAGAAACACAUCAACCGGGACGAGCGGACUGGGCACGGCAACUCACUUGGCGACCGUGUGACACCAAGUGCGUCUAUUCGAACAGGGCACACGGGCCGAGAUGCCGAUUCCACGACUGACGGCAGGUCCUCAGGCAUGGGUGGAAUCUAUUCUGUCAGCAAUGAUGAGUUCGAGAGUGAUUUCAACAAUCGUUUCAUGAUCCACAACGUGCAGCUCAAGUGGAAUAACUCGCUCAGAAACAUCAUUCUUCGAUACAGCCAUCAAGUCAGCCAGCGGCGUGGAUUCGUAUACUACAUGUCCCGCCGAGCCGUCAAAUUCAUUCUGGACAUUGUGGAUGAGCAGGACAAGAACAAACGCAAGCAACCUAAGAUGUCCAAAACGCAGACUCAUGCCUCCAACAACGAUGACGAGGAUGUCGAAGAUCGCAUCGAACAAUUGCUGAACGAUGCCAAACGCUUUGUCAAUGUGGAAGAAAAUGAUCCCCCCGACUCGAAUACCCAGUCGCCAUCUUCGUCGGAUAGCUCAAGUGAGAACAUCGCGCCAGAAUUCACGCCUCAGAACAGUUAUCACCUGCGCCUCAUUGCUCCUCAAAUUCAACUUCUCAGCGAGAAGAACCGAAAGUCGGUCUUACUUGUUGCGGCUAAAGGCAUGGAGCUCAAGGUGGUUUCGAUUAUGGACAAAGCACGCGUUUCAGACGAUGUAAGUGGCUUGGUGCAACGUCGCUUCUCCCUUGAGAUGGAUGGUGCCCAGUUCUUCGUCGCGACACAAAAGAAUCUGAUGGCAAACUUGCAAUUCUACGCUGGCAACAAGUACGGCAAUGCGCCAGGAUCAGCUUGGCCACCGUGGUUGACUUUGGAAGCCAUGUUCGAUUUCGAGUUGAAUCCAUUCGGUUUCUCUCGCAUUGUCCAGAAGACUUCAGCCAGUUUGCGCUACGACAAGUACAAUAACCUCCGCCUCAAGUAUAAUGAGGAAGUGGCCAAGGGUCAAGGGCCGCACCCUGAAGACCAGGAAGACCGCAUGGACUCGAUCAGCGUCGAUUUCCCUCAUUUCCGCGCCAUCUGUGACUCCGCAGAGUAUUACUCAAUGUACAUCAUUGUGUUGGACUUGAUGCUCUACAGUGAACCGCUUGAAAAGGUUCGCAACGAGCGCCUGGAGAGGAUCAUGCUCACUUCCGACUUCAGUGAUCUGCGCGGUGCCCCUGAGAUGGUCUUUAAACUCCAAGCCCGCAUUCGCCAACUGGAAGAGAUCAAGGAAUACUUCCAGAUCAAUGCGAAGUUCUUGGACAAACAAGGAUGGGAAGAUCGUUUGGCUCUCGAGCGUGACUUGUCUCAAUGCGAGGAUGAAUUGUUCUUCAUGAUGAAGGCCAUCACCACUUCCCAAAGACGAAUGGAGCCUAGCUCGUCAAGGGCUGACGGCGUUAAUGGUGUACUCCGCUGGAGCAUUUCAGCCAGUGAAGUGGUGUGGCAUUUGAUGAAGGACGCUGAUAACCCUCUGAUCGAGUUCCAACUACGAAAUGCUUCGUACGAAAGGACCGACAAUACCGAUGGCUCCAACCACAACUUGGUAUCGGUGGAGCGACUUUUCGGAUUGAACUUACUCCCAGAUGCCAUUUAUCCCCAGAUUAUUGCGCCAUACCUCGAUGGAGCACGUACCCUGGAUGACUUCAUGCUGCGGAUCAGAUGGCAUAUGCUCGAGGCUGUUGCGGGAAUUCCUGUGCUUGACAACUUCGAAAUCUCCUUAUUCCCACUCAAGAUUCAACUUGAACGCGAGCUUGGCCAGAGGGUCUUUGAAUACAUCUUCCCUAAUGUGGGAUCGAACGCGUUUGAGGCCGGUGGCUUCUCGCCUUUCAUGAUCAAGAACAUGAAGCCGCUGGAUGGAUCAGACGAUGAAGACGAAGGCGACGAUUCUAGUAGCAUGCCUUUGACACGUUCGACAAGCAUCGAUGGUGACAGCUCUUCCAUGGACAGUUUGGCCGUAUCGAAGGGCCCUGGAUCCAUUGAGUUACGACUCCAGCCUACGCUCUCGCUUUCAGAUGAUGCGAAAUCGCGUACUCGUUCGUCUAACCUGAAGGGUCUCGCAAUGACACCUCUUCACCAAGACAACAGCAGACUUGGCGUAUCAGAGACUGCACGCCAGACGGGCCGUCCUGCUACUACAGGGGGUCUCAGCAAAAAGAAGUCCGCCGACAGUAUUCGCAUGUUGACCAAACAACCCACUGAGAGAUCACUGUCUAGCCACAGUGCUGGCGAGGAAAGUCGCAAGAAGUUCGGGAUGGGCAAGGGAACUAAUAAGGGUGGUAAACCUAAGGAGCCCACCGACGACCUGUCUCAAAUGAUCUCUCGCGCCUCCAACUACAUGACUCUGGCACAUGUCAAGGUCAAUGAUGUGGUUCUUUGUAUGAGUUACAAGGGCAAAGGAGAACAUAAUCUCGAGGAUCUGCACGAUUUUGUCUUCCGUCUUCCAGUUCUGGAGUACGGCAACAAGACAUGGUCUAACUUGGAUCUUGCCCUACGUCUCAAGAAGGAUGUGAUCAAGGCCCUCAUUUCGCACGCCCCCGCCAUUCUUGGUAACAAGUUCUCCCAUCACCGACCAUCCAAGCAACAACAGAAGCGUUAUCGCGAGCUUGCGUCCUCCUCCCAACUUCUGCCUAGUGCAUCUAGCACGCUGGACCCAAACAAAAGUCAAGCCCAAAGUCUGGCCAGCUACGACUCCAACAGUGACUACUCUGAGUCACGAUCACGCAAGUCUAUGCAGUCAAAUGCUUCGCCUUUGGCUAGAUCCACCUCGUUGAAUUCGGAAGCCGUUGGCACAAAUGGCUUGGACCCGAGCAUGUACAAUUCUCGACCCGGCAACGAAGUUGAUGUGGAUUCCCGCUGGGAGGCAUCGCGCCGAUUCGUCAACCCCCCUCCCCCUGAGAGACCAAUGACUUCUGGUAACAUCCGGACCACAAGUGAAACGAGCAAGAAUGAUCUUGAUGAGAGUCACAUCAAAACGAUUCGCAGCAUCGGUCGGAAGCUCACCUUCCGCAAAUAA
This is a messenger RNA of Penicillium salamii, 8682 nucleotides long. The record is from the annotation of a GenBank genome assembly. NCBI's taxonomy places the organism in Eukaryota, Fungi, Ascomycota, Eurotiomycetes, Eurotiales, Aspergillaceae.